Messenger RNA from Notechis scutatus (mainland tiger snake), 3049 nucleotides. It is a transcript of the gene P3H3, whose product is annotated as prolyl 3-hydroxylase 3. Gene Ontology annotation, cellular component: endoplasmic reticulum. Gene Ontology annotation, molecular function: protein binding; procollagen-proline 3-dioxygenase activity; L-ascorbic acid binding. NCBI's taxonomy places the organism in Eukaryota, Metazoa, Chordata, Lepidosauria, Squamata, Elapidae. The record is from RefSeq and is a predicted model, not a curated record. Gene Ontology annotation, biological process: collagen metabolic process.
AGAGGUGGGAGACGUCUGCUUAAGCGUCCAUCCAGUCCCUCCUUACCUGCCUUCGGAGAGAUUCUCCUCCCUCGCCCAAUGACUGGAACCCAGAAUGCCAGGGCUAUCUCGCUCCUUCGCCAACCCCUCCGCUUCAGGAGGACUUUCCAGCCAUGGGCCGCUCUCCAGUACCGUACCUUUUCUUUCCUCCUCUUUGGGUCUCCGCCUCCUCCUUGCCUUCCAGCAGGCCCCCUUUCCAUCCCAGCCAAGCAGAAGAGCGGAAAGCAGCCGAGGCAUCUCUCCGUCUCUGUCUCUCUCUCUCCGCCCGCCCCCUUCCUUCCAGCUACGUUGGCAGCUUUUCUUCUGGAUUUCAUUCCCGCGAAUCCCGCGGCGUCCCUUCUUUGCCUCGGCCAUGCUCUCCUUCUCUCUCCUCCUCCUCCUCUUCGCUGGAAGCUGCGGCUGCUUCUCUUCAGGGUCGAGCCACGUAGCCCCUUUCGACUCGCUCUACGCUGACGGGGUGCGGGCUUACUUCGCCCAGGACUGGCCUCGGGCCUCCGAGCUGCUCCAACGCUCUCUCCACAGCUAUUCGCAGCUGCAGGAGGCGCGCCGAAAGUGCCGAAGCGGAUGCCAGAGGGAAGCCUGUUUUGGGAGCCAGUCGCCUUUGCAGCCGUGGGAGACCAGUUUCUUUGACCGGGUGCUGCAGCGAGCAGAAUGCCUGGAGGAAUGUCUGGGACGGAGUCUGGGCGGGCAGCCGUCCCGCUACCGAGCCAGCCGCGUCAUACAACGGGACUUUGAAGAGAGGGAGCCCUACAAUUACUUACAAGUUGCCUACUUCAAGUUAAAAAAACUGGAUGAAGCUGUCUCUUCGGCUCACACAUUCUUUGUAGCCAAUCCACGGCAUCUACAAAUGCGUGAGGAUAUGGAGAAAUACCAGCGUAUGGCAGGGGUAAAAUCUGAAAGCUUUCGGGAUCUGGAGGCUCAACCACAUUGGGUAGCUUAUGAAGCUGGGAUGCAGCAUUAUGGUAUGGAUAACUACCAGCAGGCAGCAGCAAAACUAGAAGAAUCGCUCAGGGAGGGACUGCUGGCGCUGGAGAAUUGCAGAGCUCUUUGUGAAGGGCCUCGCGAAGAUGAGGACAACAAGGAUGAGACACAACUAGGCCUCUAUGAAAGCAUUGCGGCUCAUUAUGUCCAGGUCUUGAAAUGCAGGCAGCAGUGUGUCCUUGAUAUUGCCACCAAGCCAGGCAGGGUGUCUUCCACGGAAGAUUUCAUCCCAUCUCAUUUUGAUUUAUUGCAAUUUGCCUAUGACAGAGUUGGAAAUCGGACUGUUGCUGCUGAAUGUGCAGCUACCUUCCUGCUGUUCUAUCCAUCAGAUGAAAAAAUGCUGGAGAGGUUGAAAGAAUACCAAGCAGACCUGGGAAAAGAAGUAGCUAUUCCAGCCAGAGAGAACAUCCGCCGUUAUGUGCAAAGAUCCUGUAUGGAAAAGAAACUGAUCUAUUAUGCAGUACAGCACCUUGAUGAAACUUUUAAGGACCCAGAUUUAUGGACUCCUGAGGAACUGAUCCCUGAAAGCAUGAAGGAGAAACACAGAGAAGAUCAGGAGAAACGAAGUUUGAAGGCCUCACAUAUUCAACAAUGGGGUCAAAAUGAACAGCUACCUUUUGAGGACCUCACCAUCACCAUGGAUUCUCACCAACUCAAUGGUACCCAGAGGGUGGUCUUUGACAGAGUCCUGACUGAGUCAGAAUGCAAAGACAUCCUCCGUCUGUCCAAGGCAGCUGGAGGAACAGGAGAUGGCUAUCGUGGCAGACGCUCCCCUCAUACUCCACACGAGCGAUUUGAAGGCUUAACAGUGACAAAAGCUUUGCAGCUGGCUGAGGAGAGUAGUAUGAACUGGAAAGAUACUAAACUUCUCCUGCAAGCCAGUGAGAAAUCCCGGAAAAUUGUGGAAUCCUAUUUUACUCCUGGGAAAAAUCUCUAUUUUUCUUUCACACAUCUUGUGUGUCGCACAGCUGCAGAUGGAGAACAGGAAGGCCGUAUGGAUCUCAGCCACCCAGUCCAUGCUGAUAAUUGCCUCUUGGAUCCGGAAGGAAAUACUUGCUGGAAAGAACCCCCUGCCUACAUACACCGAGACUAUAGUGCAAUCCUUUACCUGAAUGAAGACUUCCAAGGGGGAAAUCUCUUCUUCACUGAGAUGGAUGCUGUAACCCUUACAGCUCAAGUGCGCCCUAAAUGCGGGAGACUGGUGGCCUUCAGCUCUGGUGAAGAGAAUCCUCAUGGCGUGUGGGCUGUGACCCGUGGGAGGCGCUGUGCUAUCGCCCUCUGGUAUACCCUUUCUCCAGAGCAUGAGGAACAGGAACGGAGUCAAGCAGAAAAGCUGAUGAGACAGAAAGAGGCAGAACAGGAAGAGUCACAUAAAGAAGACCCAAAGGACAACAGUUUUGUACCUAAAAGUGGGGAUUCACCAGAGCCUCCUGCUCCAAAGGGAAGAGCUAGAUCCACAAGCCGAAAUAUUAAAUUGGACUCUAACUCUGGAGUGAAGUCCAGGAGGCUGAGAGUCAGAGAUGAAUUCUGAUCACAUUCAACGCAACCUGGUCUUUCGCAGCUGCUCUUAAGUGACUGGUACAAGUAGGCAGCCUGAGAAAUUUUCCAACUCCUGAGGUAAAAAGUUGCUUCUUUAUGACACGCAAAGUAUGGAUCAGAGAGUGAUGCUCCUGGACUCCAUCUACUACUUAAACCAGAAUAUCGUAGUCUACCAGUAAAGAUGCCAAGCUUGUAAACGAAUGUAACACUAUGCCUAAAACAGACUGAGACAAGAAUCUUCAGAUCAGCCAUAUUCAGAUCAGGCCACUAGUUCCUCUCAUUCAGAAGCCUUCACCAACAAUAUAGACACCAUUAAUACAGAUCUACCUACAUUACAGGGCUCUUCUGAGGGGGAUAACAUAAAAUGUGCUUGGAUUACUUUUAAAGUGCUGUAUGUCUUCCUUCCAGUUUUCCUCCACCUCCAUAUUUGAAGGAAUCAAAAGUGGGAAAAUAAUAAUAAUCAUGUGUGUGAGCUUUGGGAUCAGAUGCA